This is a messenger RNA of Cryptomeria japonica (Japanese cedar), 1440 nucleotides long. RefSeq names its product UDP-glycosyltransferase 85A8-like. Gene Ontology annotation, molecular function: UDP-glycosyltransferase activity. NCBI's taxonomy places the organism in Eukaryota, Viridiplantae, Streptophyta, Pinopsida, Cupressales, Cupressaceae. Bases 1 to 1440 code for a protein of 479 amino acids. The record is from RefSeq and is a predicted model, not a curated record. The transcript is spliced from 4 exons.
AUGAAGAGACUUUUGAUCAAGUCGGAGUUCAGUGUCUGCUCCAAUUUGCUUGAGCGUGCAAUCCUUAUAAAUCGUUGUUCAGAAGCCAAGAAAUUAACUUGUGGCAUUGAAUUCGUUCCCCACUUGAGAAUAACCAUGAAUGGUCGAAACGAUGUCACUGUGUACGCAGUUUUGGUGCCCUUUCCUGCCCAGGGCCCCGUCAACGCUUUCAUUCAUCUCGCAGAUCUCUUGGCCGCACAGGGAUGGACUCACAAACGCGUCUUACCGCCGGAGCACGGCCGCACCUCCCACCUGGGCGAGCUAUUUACAGCGCUGGCAAAGCGUAGAGACGCCUUGGAGACUCUCCUCCGCACUGAAUGUCACAAUGGACAUGGCGUUCCUCCCAUCACGUGCAUCGUGGCAGACUCUUGUAUGUCUUGCACCGCAUCAGUGGCCACCAAUAUGCGAGUGCUAAGAGUUGUCUUUUGGCCUGUUUGUGCCACUGUCUCUAUUGUUCAGAAAUACGCUCAUUCUUUUCUUUCCCAGGGCCACAUUCCUGUCAAAGUGAGCGAAGGAAAACGUCCGGAGAUAAUGAUCACUAGCCUACCGGGGAAUAUACCAGCUCUAUGGCCCAGCGAUCUGAUAUCUUUCUACCGCGAGCAGUUUACAUCUGAUCUGCUCUAUGAAGCGUUUCCCUUUGAGUCACGAAUGUGUGACACGGGGGACUACGUGCUUGUGAACACUUUUGAGGAAUUGGGAGGGACAGAGACGGCAGCGGCACUCUCCAUCAACGGGUGUCCAUCUGUGUUAAUAGGCCCUGUGUUUCUCCCUAACUUUUUAGGAGGGGAGAACUCAACGCUGUCUAUGUGGGAGGAAGACGAUAGCUGCUUGCACUGGCUCGACAGACAACGCCCGCGGUCUGUGUUGUAUGCUUCGUUUGGAAGCUUGGCCCUCAAAUCGCAAGAGCAGUUGGAAGAGCUGGGGCAGGCUGCUGUUUUGCCCAAGGGAUUGGAAGAGCGAACCAAAGAUCGCGCCUUGUUUGUGAAAUGGACGCCGCAAUUGAAGGUUCUUGCGCAUCCUUCGGUGGGAGGAUUUCUGACGCACAGCGGGUGGAAUUCAACAGUAGAGAGCAUAAGCAUGGGAGUGCCCAUGAUUGGCUGGCCUUAUUGCGGUGAUCAGUUCCUCAAUCGCAGAUUCGCUAAAGAAAUACGGAAGGUCGGCUUGGAUUUUAAGGACAUGGACGUUGACGACGGGAGGCUGGUGAGAAGAGAAGAGAUAAAGAAUGCAGUGGUGAGUGUGAUGGAAAGCGAGGAGCUGCAGAAGAAAGCGAUGAAGCUGAAAGACGCGGCAAGGAAAGCAGUGAUGGCGAGGGGUUCUUCAUUUAACAACAUAACCACGUUCAUCCAGGAUAUGCUCAGACAUGCCAAAUCACUGUCACUGUCACUGCGAGGAAACAUGUGA